ACGAAACCAACACCGUUAGCUCUCAGACAGCAUCGGGUCGCUGAGUGAGGAAGGACAACAAACGCAGUUUCGCCGAAUUAAACGCUAAAAAUCCACCAAAUCGUUGUCAUGAUGGGGAGGUUAUACAAGGUGGGGCUUUUGUCUCUUCUCAUUUUGUCUCUCCUGAACACUGAACCAACAUGGGCUAAAAAAGGUGGCAGCAGUAGUAGCAAGAAAACCUCGUCAACAAAGUCGAGUGGAACGAAGACAUCGAGCUCUCAGCCAGGAAACUACCCUCGACAGCCCCAGAACCCCAAUCGCAACCCAAACCCGUAUCCCCCUGGAGGAAGUUACCCUCACCCAGGAACCGGCAACACCAAUCCGGGUGGAUAUCCCAGGCAAAACCCAAGUUACCCAGGAGCUGGUAGCUACCCAAACCAGAACCCUGGAGGUUACCCGGCAGGUGGAUAUCCUGCAGGUGGAGGAUAUCCUAAUCAAAACCCAGGGAGAGGUAAUUAUCCUAAUCAAUACCCUCCUGCUGGAGGCUACCCAGCAGGAGGCAGCUACCCCAACCAAAAUCCAGGCAGAGGAGGAUACCCUAACCAGUAUCCAGCUGGUGGAGGGUACCCAGCAGGAGGCAGCUACCCCAACCAAAAUCCAGGCAGAGGAGGAUACCCUAACCAGUAUCCAGCAGGUGGAGGGUACCCAGCAGCAGGUGGCUAUCCAAAUCAAUACCCAGGCAGAGGAGGAUACCCUAACCAGUAUCCAGCAGGUGGAGGGUAUCCAGCAGCAGGUGGCUAUCCUAACCAGUACCCAGGAGGAGGUGGUUACCCAGUCAGGACUGGAAGUACAGGACAGGGUUGGGGAGCGCCUGCUGCAGGAGGUUACCCCUACAGUGGAGGAGUUGGCGGCUACCCUAACUGGAACCCGAAUAAUAAGAUCCUCAGCCCCAGGUUUGGUGGAGGAGGUUAUGGAUACGGAGGCUACGGCAGCAUGGGUGGGUCCCCUUUCUCUCGCUCUGUACAGAACAUGGGAUAUGCUCCAAAGUCCACAGGUUUUGCCAAGAAAGCUAUGCUGGCAGCGGGCGUUGGCGCUGUGGCGGGAAUGGCGGUCGGGUACGGACUGGGGCGCUUCCCUCGGCCACACUUCAGCUUCCAAAGCCCACAAGAAGAAUAUUACUACAACAAUUACAUGUACCAACGCUACGGCACCAAGUCAACAGAUCAGAAAGACUACGGACGGGAUUACGUCUACAAGCUGCCCCCACGGGCAGAGACUUAUGAGAACUUCAUGAAGCGCUGCAUGAAUAGGACUGACCUCCUGAAAGAUCAGGGCUCAACCACUCCCAAAAGUGGCGAUGACGCGGAGGAUAACGACACGGUCGGUAUCGAGGAAAUCGGGUACCCAGCCCUAAUCGACCAAGUGAAGUCCCGACGUUGUAUGGAGGAGUACAUGGCCUACUCCGAGCGAUUCUUGCAGGAAAAAAAGUUUGAGCCACGAGUUCAGCAGUCACCUAAUAGCAGUCCCACGAGCUUCGGGGUGAUUCAGCUUCUCACUUCCUGCCUUGUGCUUCUGUCCAGCAUGCUCAUCCUGCAGUGAGGAAGAAGAGAAGCACUCCUUUUACUGAUGUCCUAAAUGGAUUUCCUCUGCCUCCCGUUAUAUCUGCAUGUUCAGUAAAAGUGUAUGUAUCUUCACAGUCUAAACAUUAACUGUGUGCUUUGACAUAAUAAAACCAGGUUAUGUUGCUGCAGAAAACUGGCAAACAGUAACAGGAUUGUUUCAUGUUUUUACAAUCUUAAUAAGUCUGAUUUGAAGGGCAACGUUCAAUUUAAAAUGCUUUAUAGACUUAUUUUUGUGUUUUAUGUAAUGCUCUUUGAUCAUCUUCUUUUCAUAAUUUAAUUUAAAUCAACUAAAUCUUUUAUUUAAGAGUGGGAACUGGAUGCUUAGAAAGGUCAUUCCAGAAGACCAUAUUAGAUCAUAAACUGUUUUUUUUCCACUUGAGAUGAAAAAAAUCUCUUUUUUUAUAAAUGGAAAAACACUCUGCAUGGUUUGCCUGCAUCUUGUUGAUAAUUUAAUGAAGUGGUAGCCAUUUUAAAGAAGGGUUUUUAACAUUAUAUACCAAAGAUGAUUCAUAAUUAUAGUCACAGCAUUUUAUUAUAAGAAGCUUUAGUCACCAUAAUAGUGUAAUAAGUUUUCAAGAUAAACGAUGAAUGUUGAGGAUGCCACAGCUGUAGGAAAAUAGUUGAAGCAGAUUUUUGGUCUCAACGGCCUCCCCAAACCACCCAGACUCAAACAUCUUGUGACUAUUAAAAGUCCAACCCUGAGGUAGUGUUUCCUGCCUGUUCUAAAAGUAUAUCUGUUGAUAAGACUGGAAGAAAAGGAGCUUUGAUUAGCCGAAUGUCUAACAUACAGCUUUGUAAAUAGCUGCAAAGCAACAAUAUUUGAGAAGAAAGAGAGAGGGAACUCUUUGAUCAAAAAUGAAAACAUAAAAAAUAUGAAUCUUCACAAUGAUCACUGCAAAACCAUAAUGAAUAAAGUUUGAAACCAUCAUUUACCUUCCAUGCUUCAAACAUGUUUUAGGAAAUGUGUCGAAACACAAGAGAUUAUACUAGUGUAAACAUUUUGUUUUGCUUUUCUGACUCAAAUCACUUUCCCUGAACCCCUGCAUGUAAAAACCCCUGAUGGAAAAAGAGACGUCGGGUAAUCUUGUUGUUGUUUUGUGACAAAAGUUGACAAUAAUCUGAUGCUUGUUUAUUAGCUUGUUUUAAUUUGCCACUCUUACUGUAUUUGUCAUUACUGUAUUUGCCAUUACUGCUGAUUUCUUACUGCUGGGUAAGAGUGGCAGAUCCUGUAUGAAACUCAAUCCUUCCUGCUCUGUUGUGAUUUUGACAAGGUAUCUUCUGAUCACUUGUAUCUUCCUGCAGCACAGUGAGAUAGUCAAAGGUCAGGUUUUGUUGACUUUGUAAAUACUUGCUUGUUUUUACUCUAACUUUUUACGCAUGGUAUAUGUACACGGUAACUUUCUUUGUUUUUAAUUUAAAAAAAAACCCACAAUGAUUUUUCGUUCAGUUCCUGUUUAAUUUGUUCCUUCUGGCUGUUUUAAACUUCAUGUUGAAUCCACAAAUAGAUUAGAAUAUCUGUAAAGUGCACUUAUUUCCCUGCAGAACUGGAUAUUCUGUAAUAAGUGUAGAUGUCUGGAUGAGUUUUAGUUUUAUUUUUUUCCACCUGAGUCACACUUUCUAACAGCUACUGAUAUGGUUUGUAAUGGAUGUUUAAUAAAAUAAAGUCCCACAUCAUU
Messenger RNA from Austrofundulus limnaeus, 3277 nucleotides. RefSeq names its product prion protein b (gene prnpb). The record is from RefSeq and is a predicted model, not a curated record. Gene Ontology annotation, cellular component: membrane. Gene Ontology annotation, biological process: protein homooligomerization. Lineage: Eukaryota; Metazoa; Chordata; Actinopteri; Cyprinodontiformes; Rivulidae. The transcript is spliced from 2 exons. The coding region runs from base 109 to 1578 and encodes 489 amino acids.